Molecule: messenger RNA, 2130 nt
Organism: Capronia coronata CBS 617.96
Lineage: Eukaryota; Fungi; Ascomycota; Eurotiomycetes; Chaetothyriales; Herpotrichiellaceae
Product: glycogen [starch] synthase
Exons: 6
Coding region: 1-2130 (709 amino acids)
Biological process (GO): glycogen biosynthetic process
Cellular component (GO): cytoplasm
Molecular function (GO): alpha-1,4-glucan glucosyltransferase (UDP-glucose donor) activity
Source: RefSeq, a predicted model, not a curated record
AUGAACGGCGAUACGGAGAAAAGAGACAUUAAGAAUCACCUGCUCUUCGAGAUCGCAACUGAAGUAGCCAAUCGAGUGGGUGGUAUCUAUUCGGUUCUCAAAUCCAAAGCUCCCGUCACAACCGCAGAGUAUGGCGACCGAUAUACGCUGAUCGGACCUCUGAACAAGAACUCGGCCGCUGUCGAAGUCGAAGAGCUCGAACCUCCGCCAGGUCCGCUCCGAGAAACCAUCGAAUCCAUGCGGGAACGAGGCAUCGAGAUCAUGUAUGGCCGGUGGCUGAUUGAAGGCGCCCCACGAGUACUGUUAAUCAACACCGGCACAGGGUACCGCUGGCUUGAUGAGUGGAAAUCCGACCUAUGGGCUAUAGCCGGUAUCCCGUCCCCUGUUGGGGACUCAGAGACCAAUGAAGCUAUUGUGUUUGGAUACCUAGUCGCCUGGUUCCUGGGAGAAUUCAUCUCUCGAGAAACUAGCCGCGCAGUCAUUGCCCAUUUCCACGAAUGGCUCGCCGGAGUCGCUCUUCCCCUGACGAAGAAACGCCAGAUGGACUUGACCACGAUAUUUACCACGCACGCCACUCUUCUCGGACGUUAUCUGUGCGCGGGAUCGGUUGACUUUUAUAACAAUCUGCAAUACUUCGAUGUAGAUGCGGAAGCGGGAAAGAGAGGCAUCUAUCAUAGAUAUUGUAUCGAAAGAGCGGCGGCUCAUAGUGCGGAUGUCUUUACGACUGUGUCUCACAUCACCGCCUUUGAGAGCGAGCACCUGCUGAAACGGAAACCCGACGGUGUCCUGCCCAAUGGUUUGAACGUCAAAAAGUUCUCGGCCGUCCACGAGUUCCAGAAUCUGCAUGCUGUGCAAAAGGAGAAGAUCCACGAAUUUGUGAGGGGACACUUCUAUGGCUAUCUGGACUUCGACAUGGAAGACACACUCUACUUCUUCACGGCUGGGAGAUACGAGUACCGGAACAAGGGUGUCGAUAUGUUCAUUGAGUCGCUGGCACGGUUGAAUCACAGACUGAAGGUCGCAGGCAGCAAGACAACUGUCGUCGCAUUCAUCAUAAUGCCUGCGCAGACGACGUCUCUCUCCGUGGACUCUCUGAAAGGGCAAGCCGUGACCAAGGCUUUGGCAGACACCGUGUCCAACAUUGAGGGAGGCAUUGGCAGGAGGUUGUUUGAACGAUCUGUUCAUUGGCGAGAAGGGGACCCCAUGCCAGACGACAAGGAGCUCAUCACGGCCGCAGAUCGCGUUCUGCUCCGACGUCGGCUCUUCGCCAUGAAACGGCACCACCUUCCCCCGAUUGUUACUCACAACAUGGUCAAUGAUGCUGAGGAUCCUGUGCUCAACCAGUUGCGGCGCGUUCAACUAUUCAACCAUCCAUCCGAUCGUGUCAAAGUUGUCUUCCAUCCGGAAUUCUUGAACUCUGCCAAUCCUGUCCUCUCCUUGGACUACGACGACUUUGUCCGGGGGACUCACUUGAGUGUAUUCCCUUCUUACUACGAACCCUGGGGCUAUACUCCCGCCGAGAGCGUCGUUAUGGGCGUUCCUUCGAUCACCACCAACCUCUCCGGCUUCGGUUGUUACAUGGAGGAACUUAUCGAGAAUCCCUCUGACUACGGCAUCUAUAUCGUAGAUCGACGAGCCAAAGGCGUUGAUGAUUCCGUCAACCAAUUAACCGACUUCAUGUUCCAAUACACGCAGAAAAGUCGAAGACAGCGGAUCAAUCAACGGAAUCGUACCGAGCGCCUCAGCGACCUCCUGGACUGGAAGCGCAUGGGAAUGGAGUAUAUCAAGGCACGGCAACUAGCGCUGCGACGUGCCUAUCCUGCAUCAUUCGAGGAUGUCGACGAUUUUGACGACAUGAUCGGAGGGACCGAGAUCAAGAUUUCCAGACCACUGUCUGUUCCUGGAUCUCCCCGCGACCGCUCUGGCAUGAUGACACCCGGUGACUUUGCGUCCUUGCAAGAAGGCCGAGAAGGUCUCAGUACGGAGGAUUACAUUGCAUGGAGAUUGCCUGAGGAGGAAGAGCCCGAUGAUUAUCCGUUCCCUCUCACGCUCAAGAUGAAGAAGACGUCAAUAUCGGGAUCCGGUCCGCCCUCCCCAGCGCCGCUUCUUGGAGGCAUGAACGGAUCAUGA